AUGAGUAUGACAAAGACUAAUUACACUGUGACUGAAUUUGUGUUCCUGGGACUUUCAUCUCAGCCAGAGACACAGCUCAUUCUUUUUAUUAUGUUUCUUUUCUUUUAUUUAUUAACAAUCAUUGGGAAUAUUGUUAUUAUUACUGUGAUUCAGAUAGAACCUCGUCUCCAAACACCUAUGUACUUCUUCCUCAUGAAUUUAUCCUUCCUGGAUAUCUGCUAUACCUCCACCAAUGUCCCGCAAAUGCUAUCCAAUAUGGUGGGGAAAAUGAAGACCAUCCCAUUUGCCAGUUGUGCCACUCAGAUGUUUUUCUCCCUCUCUUUUGGAAUGAUUGAAUGUGUUCUCCUGGGUGUCAUGGCUUAUGACAGAUAUGUGGCCAUUUGUCAUCCUCUUCAUUAUACUGUCAUUAUGAACCACAAUACCUGUGUUCAACUGGCCGCUAUUUCUUGGGUCAGUAGCUUCCUGAGUUCCAUGGUUAUCAAUGUUCUCACCUUAACUUUACCUUACUGUGGACCCAAUGUCCUUGAUCACUUUUUCUGUGAGGUCCCCUCUGUCUUGAGGUUGGCCUGCACAGAUACGUCAUUCACUGAGAUGGUUGUUUUUAUCUUUAGUGUCAUCAUUGUCUUCAUACCGUUUCUUCUCAUCGCUGUGUCCUAUGCCCGGAUUCUCCUAUCGGUUCUCAGGAUGCAGUCAUCCUCUGGGAGGUACAAAGCAUUGUCCACCUGUGCCUCUCAUCUGACAGUAGUGGCUUUGUUCUAUGGAACUGCAAUCUUUAUGUAUAUGAGACCUCAGUCAAAGUCCUCCAGGGCUGGCGGUAAAAUCAUUGCAGUGUUCUACACUGUAAUCACACCCAUGCUCAACCCCAUGAUCUACAGCCUAAGGAAUCAGGAUGUAAAAUUAGCUAUCAAGAGAGCUAUUGAAAAACAGAGGUCAUAG
Molecule: messenger RNA, 936 nt
Organism: Erinaceus europaeus (western European hedgehog)
Lineage: Eukaryota; Metazoa; Chordata; Mammalia; Eulipotyphla; Erinaceidae
Product: olfactory receptor 10A7-like
Exons: 1
Coding region: 1-936 (311 amino acids)
Biological process (GO): G protein-coupled receptor signaling pathway
Cellular component (GO): membrane
Molecular function (GO): olfactory receptor activity; G protein-coupled receptor activity
Source: RefSeq, a predicted model, not a curated record